UUUUUUUUAUUUUUGUCUAAUUUGUCUAGAUCAAAGUUUGAAUGUCCCAUUUGUCUGCUCUGUCUGCGGGACCCUCAUCAGACCAGCUGUGGGCACAGGUUUUGCUAUUCCUGUAUUCUAACCUGGUUAGGAGAAGGGAAAACAUGUCCAGACGAUAACUGUAGCUUAGGUGAAGGAGAUAUAUAUGCUGAUACAGGAAUAACAGAGAAAUGUUUAGGUGAAGGAGAUAUAUAUGCUGAUACAGGAAUUAACAGAGAAAUACUUCAGCUAAAAGUCAGAUGCUUGUACCGAGUUGAGGGGUGUACUGCAGAGAUGAAGGUAGCCGACAGAGAAGCUCAUGUUAAAAUCUGUUCUUUCAAAACAAACAAAUAUACGGAUGACAUGGAAUCUCUAUCCUGCACUGAUUGUGGUGAGCUGAUAAGUUUAGAGAAUCAGCACUCAAAUAUAAUUUGUCCUAGAGCCCUGGUUGCCUGUCCCUUUAGCUUAGUUGGAUGCUCCCAGAAGAUCCAGAGAAGUGAACUUCAAGAACAUGUCAGAUCUCAGAUAUCACAUCACAUGCAGCUGAUGGCUGAGAAGCUGCUUAAAAUCCAGCAGCAGCAGUCAGCUGUAGACUGCUGCUAUACCCAGGAGUAUCCGGAAGCUCUAGCAGCUUCUCCUAACUGCUCCAGUGUCCCAGGAAGUCCCCGGCUGACCAGGAACCAGGAAUUCCGAGUCUCCGGAAGUAAUCUACAAAAUAACACUAAAUUACUCAGAGAAUGCUUUCAACGUUUGAUCCAAACCGAGCAAAAAAAUUGCCAACUUCAAAUAAGAUUAGAGCAUCUAGAGUCUCUAAUUAACCAGAACACUACAGAGAAAGAAGAGGAAUUAAAAGGAAAGCUCUGUAAUGGAAAGUUUGUCUGGAAAAUUAGUGGGUUCGCCAGCUUGUAUCAGAAGAUGGUUGAAUGUCCGAGUUUUGUAAUCUACAGCAGACCGUUCUAUUCUUCUGUAUAUGGAUACAAAAUGUGCCUCAGGUGCAAUAUAACUUUGCAAAAUGGAGAACAGCACUUGGGAGUCUUUCUUCAUCUCAUGCAGGGGGAGAAUGAUGACAGUGUGUUUUGGCCUUUCCAGGGAUCAAUCUUUCUUACAAUACUAAACCAGGGCCAAGGACUACACAGGGAAAAUGUAUCUGAGCACCUGGAGUCGGAUCCUGCUCUUGGAGCUUUCCAGAAACCAAACUCAUUCAGAAAUCUCAGGGGGUUCGGAUUCCAGGAGUUUGUGAGACUAAACUCUCUGCUAGCUGGAGGAUUUAUUAAGAAUGAUACGUUGAUCAUAAAAGCUGAUGUGACGCAACAUGAGGAGGUUUAACGAAAAGAGAGACUUCUGUGAUUUUAAUAUUGUUAAAUCUUUUUCAUGAGGUUUGUCUGUGGCUAUGUGUUUUUAAGAAUAUGAUAAAUGUACUCUUUGAAAUUACAGAAAACAUUCAUUGGUUUGAAUUUUUUGAAUAGUUGUAAUAAUUGAUUUAAAUAAAUAAAAUCACAACAUUAA
Molecule: messenger RNA, 1524 nt
Organism: Eurytemora carolleeae
Lineage: Eukaryota; Metazoa; Arthropoda; Copepoda; Calanoida; Temoridae
Gene: Traf6
Product: TNF receptor-associated factor 6
Exons: 18
Coding region: 313-1344 (343 amino acids)
Biological process (GO): regulation of canonical NF-kappaB signal transduction; tumor necrosis factor-mediated signaling pathway; protein K63-linked ubiquitination
Cellular component (GO): plasma membrane signaling receptor complex
Molecular function (GO): protein binding; zinc ion binding
Source: RefSeq, a predicted model, not a curated record